CCAGCUCCGGAUCCCCAGCCCAGCCCUGCGCGAGCCGCUCCUGGUCAGCGGUGGGAGUGCCGUCCUUACCCACGACCGCGGUGGACCUGAGGGUCCUGGCUUCCCGGUGCCUCCAACUUGGCUGGCGCAGCCGCCUCUGUGGGUGUUUGGUAGCAGACCAGGCUAGGGUCCGGGCCAGCUCCUCAGAGCUGAAGCGCUGCAGCAUGGCGCGCGGCUGCCUGCAGGGCGUCAAGUACCUCAUGUUCGCCUUCAACCUGCUCUUCUGGCUGGGAGGCUGUGGCGUCCUGGGCGUCGGCAUCUGGCUAGCUGCCACGCAGGGGAACUUUGCCACCCUGUCGUCCUCCUUUCCGUCCCUGUCGGCUGCCAACCUGCUCAUCGUCACAGGCACGUUCGUCAUGGCCAUCGGCUUCGUGGGCUGCAUCGGGGCCCUCAAGGAGAACAAGUGCCUGCUGCUCACUUUCUUUGUGCUGCUACUGCUGGUGCUCCUGCUGGAGGCCACCAUCGCCGUACUCUUCUUCGCCUAUACUGACAAGAUUGACAGGUAUGCCCAGGAAGACCUGAAGAAGGGCCUGCACCUGUAUGGCACGCCAGGCAACGUGGGGCUCACCAAUGCCUGGAGCAUCAUCCAGACCGACUUCCGUUGCUGUGGCGUGUCCAACUACACCGAUUGGUUCGAGGUGUACAACGCCACGCGUGUGCCUGACUCCUGCUGUCUGGAGUUCAGUGACAGCUGUGGGCUGCAUGCGCCUGGUACCUGGUGGAAGGCGCCCUGUUACGAGACAGUGAAGGCCUGGCUGCAGGAGAACCUGCUGGCUGUGGGCGUCUUCGGGCUGUGUACAGCACUGGUGCAGAUUCUGGGCCUGACCUUUGCCAUGACCAUGUACUGCCAGGUGGUGAAGGCAGACACCUACUGCGCCUAGGCCACGAGACGCCCUGCUUCUCUGCCAAAGGACACCACCCAGCGGGGAGAUAGCCCAGCCACGCCGCCACUCCCAGCUGGGACUUGUGCUCUGCUGGGCGGGGCAGGUGCUGGUGCCUCAGUGCAGGCAGCUGUGGAGUCUCAGGACGAGAUGGAGCGGUUGGGAGGAUGGAAGAGCUCUGAUGUGUUUUGUACCCACGGAUCCUCCAGUGUGGGGACGCAGGGCCAGUCUUGCCUGAGCCCCACUGCUCCUGGUGCUCCGGGGCCGGGCCCCGUCAUCACAUUCCACGCGGAGCUGCAGCUCCAGGUGCAUUGAAUAAAGUGCGUGAGCAGCACUGACUGGCUGCUGUGCGC
Molecule: messenger RNA, 1273 nt
Organism: Chinchilla lanigera (long-tailed chinchilla)
Lineage: Eukaryota; Metazoa; Chordata; Mammalia; Rodentia; Chinchillidae
Gene: Tspan4
Product: tetraspanin 4
Exons: 8
Coding region: 204-920 (238 amino acids)
Cellular component (GO): membrane
Source: RefSeq, a predicted model, not a curated record